GCCAAGAGGGUGUGCUCCAGGACAGCGUGGCCACCGCUCCAGAGGCACGCUCCCAGAGAGAGUCCAAGUCUAUUCCCAGAAGCUUCUGAUUCCAGCUCUUCUACUGUCUGCCUCCCAGGGGCCCCCUGAUUUGAAGAACUUGGGAGCACCAAAGACAACCUAUUCUGGCACCAUGAGGAAGCAACUGGGCGGGUGCUGCCUGGCCAUUGUCUGCGUCCUGCUCUUCAGCCAGCUCGCCGCAGUGCAGGCGAGAGGCAUAAAGCACCGAAUCAAGUGGAACCGCAAGGCGGCCGCCCCGCCCAGCAGCUCCCAGGUCACGGAGGCCCAGAGGGUGGAGAUGCAGCUGCGCCCGGGCGCCUUCAUCAAGCACGGCCGCAAGCUGGAUAUCGACUUCGGAGCCGAGGCCAACAGGUACUACGAGGCCAACUAUUGGCAGUUCCCCGACGAGAUCCACUACAACGGCUGCUCCGAGGCCAACGUGACCCGGGAGAAGUUUGUCGGCGGCUGCAUCAACGCCACCCAGGCUGCGAACCAGGAGGAGCUGUCCCAGGAGAGACCGGACAACAGGCUUCACCGGCGCAUCCUGUGGCGGCUGGUCCGGGAGCUCUGCUCCGUCAAGCACUGCGAUUUCUGGUUGGAAAACGGAGCGGGUCUCUGGGUCGCCGUGGACCGGCCCGUGAUGCCCUGCCUGCUGGUUGCCAUUUGGUUCAUUGUGAAAUAAGCCUGCAGGCAGGCGGGCAGCCGCAGCGAUGAGCUAAGCGGGCGAGCCAACCACAGAGUCAUCCCCAUUCUCUGCCCCGGUCUCCACCCCCGUUCUGAAGGUACCAGAGAGCAGUGAUUCCUCCGCGCGUCCAUAGCCUCCCCCGUGUCCGCCCCGGUAUCUGCUUGAAUGUGAUGGUUCGGGUCUCAAUCCCCUGCAGGCCGUCCCGAGGGCGCGCGCGCGCGUUCGGCGCUGCAUCCUCAGCUCCCGGCGGAGUGCCUGGCACACCGUAUUACACCAUAGAUGUUUGGUGAGCUGGUGAAAGAACGCACCGGGGACUGUGCCAAGCACUUCGCAAUACUUCCCAGCAAUUCUCAGAGGUAGGCGUUAUUCCCAGAGCACAGAGGAAACUGAGGCUUUGAGAGGUAGGACCAGACUUCAACCCUGGCUUGUCUAACCCAGACUGCCCACUCUGGGCUCUGGGCUCUGGGCUCCUCUGGGCUCUGGGCACUCCCGGGGCUGUCCUGUGAUCCCUGAGGGCCCUCAAGGCCACAUCCAAAUGUAUCUCUGAUGAAACGGGAGAUGCCAGUUUUAGAAAUAGGAGAAGACCGGAGCUGAUGGUCAUGUAGUUUGAUACCUUUCUUACAUGGAGGUCUCCUUUAAGUCUUCUAAUUAUACUAAAAUGUACCAAAGGGAUUAAACUAAAAUAGAAAUAAAACCAGACACAAGCCCAGAGAUUAUCUUGUAAGGAAAUAUUGCCAAGCUGAUUCCCAGAGCAGACUAGAGCCAUGGGAGGAUCUGCCUGUCACAUGAAGAUUUUUUUUCCCCACAAGAAGGAUCAAUGUUUGCUGUUCCCAUCUCUGAAACAGACCAUGUAUUUAAGAAAAUAUUUUUUAAGUAACAUACUUGCUUUCUAAUACUCUCCUGACUCUGUGCAUGGUUUUAGGGACACGUGUAGGAGCAUCUUUCCGUAUCCUUCCUUUACCCAGGGACUCCACACAAUCUCUAGCAGUAUUUUUACCACCACUUUGAGGACAGGCCAUCAUUUUUGUGAACCACUGAUCACUACGAAAAAAAUAAUUCCUCCUAGCCAAAAAGGUUAAAAGUAAACUUAAGGGAGACCCAAUAAAGAAUCCGUCCAUGCUGUACAGCAUAGGGAAUAUAAUCAAUAAUAUUGGAAUAACUUUUACAGGGCCCAGUGGGCAGUUGAAAUAUCGGGGGACCACUUUGUCAAGUAUAUGAUUGUCUAACCACUAUACUAUACACCUGACAUUAAUACAAAAUAACAUUGAAUGCAAACUGUAAUUGAAAAAUAGAAUUAAAAAUAAUUAACCCAUGCCAUAAGCAAGAAUAGACCCAUCACUUCUGAUCUGUUUAUUAGUUAAAUAUAUAUAUAUAUAUUAUAAAAUGUCAUUUGUUAAUUUUAGCUUAAAGUACAUAUUUUAAAAUAUGAAUACAGCAUAAAUAAAAAUGAUGAAUUGAAAGCUCUAAGAGGCCCUCUGGGGUGCUCUCAAAGACCCCCCCCCCAAGGUUGUUGAACCAUAUUUGGAGAUCACAGCAGCUGAAUAUUAUCAAUUCUCCUAUAAAGAGAGUCCCUAAGAGAAGAAAAGUGCAUUAUCAGACCAUUUAUAUGAAGUCUUUUAGGACAUGAAUGUUGAUAAGGGCACCUCUUGUUCUGAGGUAACAGAUAACCCCCACUGUUAUCUGUGUUCUUCUCAAGGAUACAUUUGGAAGCUUUUAACAUAGAAACGGGGUGGAGGACUUGGGGGCGGGGCACCCCAGGGGAGCAGCCUGCCCCUGGGAGAUGCCCACCUGCACUGAAACAGCAGAGUCCCCCCCACCAAGAUAGUUUUGGUUCUCACUCUGCCAGCACCUCGCUCACCACCCACUUCCAGCGUCCUCUGGAAUCCUUUCACAAAGUAAAGUACUGACCACAAAAUUCUUAUUUUCUAAAUAAUAACAAUAACAAUCCAGACAGAAAGAACAAUUACUUAUAAACUGAUGUUGAAAUUUCAGGUCCAGGCUCUGCUGAGUUUAAUUACAAGGGCACACACAGCCACAUAAGCAAAAUGACUUCAUUUCUGAUAUGACAACACUUAGUCCAUAUGUAGCACAUUUUCUAAAAUUGCUGUCAUUUCUCAUUUCUUUAAUAGUUCCAGAACUCAGAUUUAAGCGGGGCGUGAAAUGAAUUUGUACAUGGUGAUUCAGAUGCACACUUUAUUUAUGGAGCUUUUAAUCAAAACUGUAUGUUCUUGAACAUCCCUGCUCAUGUUUAUGAAUUAUGAGGUCAAGCCAAGGCUAUGUGAGUCUGGUUCUUCAUUUUAGCAAAGGACUGCCAAGUGCCUACUAUGCGCAAGACACUAUGAGAAGCUUCUGAAUUAUUCUCGAGAGUCCUUUGAAAUGUGAAUGACUUCACCAACCAUUGCUUUCUUAUUCCUUUUUAGUGUUGACUU
This is a messenger RNA of Myotis daubentonii (Daubenton's bat), 3153 nucleotides long. It is a transcript of the gene PRND, whose product is annotated as prion like protein doppel. Gene Ontology annotation, cellular component: membrane. The record is from RefSeq and is a predicted model, not a curated record. Gene Ontology annotation, molecular function: copper ion binding. NCBI's taxonomy places the organism in Eukaryota, Metazoa, Chordata, Mammalia, Chiroptera, Vespertilionidae. Gene Ontology annotation, biological process: protein homooligomerization; intracellular copper ion homeostasis.